CGUUCGUUUGCCCCUCAGGCUGCUAAGCACGGGCAUCCCAGUCGGAACCCUCUAUUUAUCCUGUGUCUGUCGCUUGUGAGCACGGAUGUGUGGAAUCCUAGGCCUCCUCCUGCACGAUCCGAGCAUCGAUGCAGCAGCAGAGAUCUGCGAGGGCCUCUCCCUUCUCCAGCAUAGAGGCCAGGAUGCGUGUGGUAUCGUCACUUGCGGGCCCAAGGGACGCUUCUACCAGUGCAAGGCGAAUGGCAUGGUCAGGGAUGUCUUCGACUCCAAUGCUCUGUCCUCUCUCGCCGGCAGCAUGGGUAUCGGACACGUGCGGUACCCAACUGCGGGCAGCUCGCAUCAUGCCGAGGCGCAGCCGUUCUACGUGAAUUCACCGUACGGGAUCGUCUUCGCACACAACGGCAACCUGAUCAACACCGCUUCUCUGCUGCAUUUCAUGGAUGCCACCGCUCAUAGGCAUAUCAACACUUCGUCCGACUCCGAGCUGCUGCUGAACAUUUUCGCGGACAACCUGCAAAAGACAGGAAAGUUCCGAAUCAACGAAGAGGAUAUUUUCACGGCGAUCGGCGGUUUGAUGGAGCAGUGCAAGGGCGCGUAUGCCUGUGUAGCAAUGCUUGCCGGGUUCGGGAUCAUCGCGUUCAGGGAUCCCAACGGUAUUCGUCCCGUUGGCAUGGGUUCACGCAAGGCCCAAGGCAGCGCGACAGGCCGAGACUACUUGUUCGCAAGCGAGAGUGUCGUCGCUGAUGCCAGCGGCUUUGGAGACUGGGAGGACGUUCGACCGGGUGAGGCCGUCAUCAUCACCCGCAGCAGCGUCACUCGCCGAGUAGUUGCGCAGCCCGCACCAUUUGCGCCGGACAUCUUCGAGUAUGUCUACUUUGCGCGUCCGGACUCUGUAUUGGACGGCGUCAGCGUGUACCGGAGCCGCAUGGCGAUGGGCGACGCUCUUGCCGAGGAGGUGAAACGUGUGCUCACUGAGAAGGGAAUUACAGUUGAUGUCGUUAUUCCCGUCCCGGACACAUCACGAGUGGCGGCUCUUAAUCUUGCGCAAAAGCUGCAGCUGCCAUACCGUGAAGGUUUUAUUAAGAACCGCUAUGUCGGGCGAACGUUCAUCAUGCCAGGGCAGCAAAUGCGACGCAAGAAUGUUCGGCGUAAGCUGAACGCCAUGGCGCUGGAGUUCGCUAACAAAAAUGUCCUCAUUGUGGAUGAUUCCAUCGUUCGCGGUACGACAUCGAAGGAGAUUAUCCAGAUGGCGAAGGACGUCGGCGCCAAGAAAGUUAUCGUUGCAAGCUGUGCUCCCCCGAUCCGGUUUUCUAACGUGUACGGCAUCGACAUGCCGUCGCGAUCGGAGCUCGUCGCCCACAGCCGCAACGAGGAUGCAAUUGCGCAGGCGAUCGGCGCAGACCUUGUCAUUUUCCAGACGCUCCCGGAUCUCAUCUCGUCCGUGCGACAAUUCAACCCGGACAUCUCACAGUUUGAUUGCUCCGUCUUUACGGGCGAAUACGUGACUGGGGGUGUGGAUGAGGAAUACCUCUCCCGCCUGGAGCAUGUACGCGCGGAGAAUACAAAGAGCGGGCGUGCGAACGGCGUUGCUGAAGGUUCUGACGCGCUGCGGGAGGGCAGGGAGCUUGCGCUAGGCUGCAGCGGGCCGAUGAACGGGGCUGAUGAUACAAUAGGUUUGCAUAAUAGUUGGAAGCUCAGCUAACAGGUGUAGCCUAGAUGUCAAUUUCAAAGUGUACUGUAUCCGUGUUCUAGUUGAUGUGACGAGGGCCAUUCACACAAUUUAUCGUCGUGAACAGGGUGCUUGUUGAGCUGG
Postia placenta MAD-698-R-SB12 is the source of this 1813-nucleotide messenger RNA. RefSeq lists its product as hypothetical. The transcript is spliced from 8 exons. Gene Ontology annotation, biological process: purine nucleobase biosynthetic process; purine nucleotide biosynthetic process. The record is from RefSeq and is a predicted model, not a curated record. Gene Ontology annotation, cellular component: cytoplasm. Gene Ontology annotation, molecular function: amidophosphoribosyltransferase activity. The coding region runs from base 86 to 1702 and encodes 538 amino acids. Lineage: Eukaryota; Fungi; Basidiomycota; Agaricomycetes; Polyporales; Adustoporiaceae.